This is a messenger RNA of Meira miltonrushii, 987 nucleotides long. RefSeq lists its product as uncharacterized. Lineage: Eukaryota; Fungi; Basidiomycota; Exobasidiomycetes; Exobasidiales; Brachybasidiaceae. Bases 1 to 987 code for a protein of 328 amino acids. The record is from RefSeq and is a predicted model, not a curated record. Gene Ontology annotation, cellular component: membrane. The transcript has 2 exons.
AUGCAAUUAUAUCCGGUUGCAUUGGUAAUUGCCACCUUGUUGGCAUCGCAUGGAUAUCGUAAAGGUUCACUGUCAUCAUCUGGAGCAUUGACGGCUUUUGUGGUGGGUUACAUUUCCUUGGCAAAUCCAAUCAAAGCUUUCGGUAUAACGUUGAUUGCGUUUUAUUUGACGGGCAGUAGAGCAACAAAAGUUGGUCAUCAGAUAAAACAAUUGCUGGAGAUUGAAUCACAUCAUAUUGCAAAAGCGAAAGGGAAUGAGAGCAAUGCCAAAAAGCACAAAUCAGCACAGGGAGGUCAACGAGAUGCUUGGCAGGUGCUCUGUAACAGCUUCGUAAGCGCAACAGCUGCUUUGCUAUUUAGACUAUUGUACGAAAACCCCGCCCAGUGGAAAGAUGGCAAAGCAUGGUGUUUCGUUCUUCCGGACGUGAUCGCUGACAAUCUCAUCACCAGACAUACGCCGCGCUUCUUGGUUUUGCUCAUGAUCGGACAUUUCGCUUGCUGUAUGGGAGACACAUUGGCUUCCGAGUUGGGUAUCUUGGCCAAAAGACCACCAAGAUUGAUCUUACCGCCUUUCAAAGUCGUUCCACCUGGUACGAAUGGGGGCUUGUCUGUUCAGGGCACUUUGGGAUCACUGAUUGGCGGUGCAUUUAUUGGAUUGAUCGCAGGAUUAACAAUCGUUUUCAAGGAUAAUAAAGCGUGCUAUGCUGCCUCAUCCCACAUACUCAUCAAGACAGUCUUCUUGGGUGGAUUAGGCGGUAUUGCAGGAAGCGGAAUAGACUCUCUCUUGGGCGCCACCUUACAACGAACAUGGUACAAUACGAAAACAAAGCAAGUCCUUCUGGGAAGAUUACCCCCAGCGAAUAAGACCCAGAAUGACUGGCAAGUCAUCACAGGAUUUGAUGUGUUGAGCAAUAAUUCCGUCAAUUUCAUCUCGAGUGGCUUGACUGCGAUUCUAAUAGCAUACCUCGGUAAUUCCUACCUUUUCUAG